UGGGUUGUGGGAGUAGGGAAAAGGGUGGAGGAUGAGCGGAGUCACGUCCUCAACAUCUUCAUGAAGAGCAAACACAAACUUCUACAUCCCCGCACGUGACAGCGGCGCGCAGCUAUAUGAGGGAAAAGGCAGCAAGCAUCAGGACCAGUCAGCCUCAGCAGCGCGCAUUACGCACGUGCCUUCACCGACUCUCCUCUUUGAAGCAAGCGACACGUGCGGGUUUAUUUCUGCUGGACGCACCGGUAAAGUAGCUCCGAGCUUUAAAACAGAGCCAGGACAAAAGGAAAACCCUCCCUCUCUCCCAGCCACCUCUACCACUUCUUUUUUUCUCUCCUCCUUGUCGGACCUCCGCUCUCCUCUCACCACACAAGUUCCUCACACACUGAGAGGGAUGCUGCACGCUCCAGAGUCGCACUUGCACUCAGAAGGAACCUAGAAAAGAAACGGAUCGGAUUUAAAUCUCUCUGAAGGUGAAGAGCAUCAGGUCGUCUCCCGGAGCGGUUGCCUUUACGCACGGUUUUUCGUUCAUGUUUUGGAGGAAAUAGGGGGAGUUUGAUCGCUGUCCCAACACAUUAACACACAGACUUCCAUCCUCACGAGCUGUUGAUCUCGUUACUCGUUUAUCACACCUUUGUUUUUCACUCUAAAAGCGGACCCUUCUUAUUGACAGGAGGACCGGCGCGCUCUUUUAAAAUGAUUCCAGCGGGCGACGUGAUGCCAUGUCGCAUCUCGUCUGUUUGACAUCUGAGGAUCAGAUAAAGCAGCUGGAGGAGGACAUUAUCACCCAGUAACCCACCCAGAAACCAGCUUUUUGUUCGUUUCUUUUUCUUUUUGUUGGAGUCCAAACAUCAGCCCGCCGCCCAGAUGCAGUUUCGACUCUUCUCCUUUGCUCUGAUCGUUUUGAACUGUUUGGAGUACAGCAACUGUCAGGCGCCGUCCCACCGCUGGAGGAGAAACAAAAGAGCGAGUUAUGGAGCGUACCCCAUCUGUAAAGGCUGCUCAGUGUGCUCCAGGGACAACGGCUGCGUAAACUGCCAGCCCAGACUCUUCCUGUUUCUGCGGAGAGAGAGGAUGAGGCAGUACGGGGAGUGUCUUCACGACUGUCCAGCCGGAUACUUUGGCAUUCGCAGCCCAGAAAUCAGCAUGUGCUCCAGGUGUAGGAUAGAGAACUGCGAGUCCUGUUUUGACAAAGACUUCUGCACCAAGUGCAAGUCAGGUUUCUACCUGCACAAAGGGCGCUGCUUUGAUAAGUGUCCUGAGGGCUUUGCCCCACUGGAAGACAUCAUGGAGUGUGGAGAAGGCUGUGAGGUGGGUCAGUGGAGCGAAUGGGGAGCCUGCACCAGAAGAAACAAAACCUGUGGCUUUAAGUGGGGUCUGGAGACCCGAACGCGGCACAUCGUAAAGAAACCUCCCAAGGACACAAUACCCUGUCCCACCAUCGCUGAGUCCAGAUUUUGCAAAAUGGCCAUGAGACAUUGUAGGAAAGGUGGUUCAGGGAAGCAUCGAUCCAAAGAGCCAAAGAAGAAGAACAAGGAGAGGCUGCGGUUACGGGCCCAGAACCAGCACAGCGACCACUUGGCCUCUGCACGCUCCAGCCAGUAAUGACUCAAACUACCCAGUGAAGAAAAAAUAAACAACAAAUGCAAAGCUGCUAGCUGCUGCUGCACCAAUAAUCUGACUGAUGACUGUCACAAACCCCACUACCAUCACCAUCACCCCUCCUGCCUCCCUGGCCUCCCCCACCAUCCUUCUCUCUGCUCACCGGGACACAGCCAGGCCUCAUUUAUCCGUCCCUCGAUGAAAUAUGUGCCGCAUUCAGCGAGAUACCAACACCUGCCUCCCACAGCUUCCACAGCCAGGUGACUCUGCUCCCCCAAGUCCAGCCCUUCGCCUCAUGGACCUUUACAGUUAACUGAACUCAUUUUUCCGUCAUUAACACCAUUAACCAUACAGGGUGAUAGAAGACAGAGGGGCAUUCAGAGGUAACGCGGAGGCGGGAGAGUCAGGACCAAGACAGAAGAAAGGUGAGGAAGUCUGGGAAGCUGAACAACCCAGGAAAGGGUGAGAACAUGCUCAAGGAUAAGGAAGUAGAGAAGGCUCAGAUGAAGCAAAACAGUGCCGAUGGACAAGAAAAUGGCAACUUAAACUAAAGAGACUGUUUUUCUGUUUAUAUAUUUAUGUCACAGCUACCCUCACCUUCCCUCCAAGUGGAGACGGAGCGUUCCCAUGUGUGGCCUUUAUGUUCUGUACAUUUUCAGAGUAAUAUUAAAGAGAUUAACAUGCAUAGUUGCAAAGUAUUUUAUUCUCAGCACAAACUGUUUACGUUCAGACCGCUUAAUGCUGUAACUGUAUAGUGUCGAUUUACGAGAAAAGAAGUUUAGUUGUUCAACUAGCAUGAAAACAGACUUGUGUACAUAGUUGAUCUAAUUAUAAAAGCCUAUUACUGUAUUUUCAGUACUGAGUCGUUCACCGUUCUAAAUGUUUUAGAAAUCAAAAUUAUUGUUUUAAUACAAGCUACGGAUUAAAAAAAAACAAUAAUAAACUUAGCCACCUCAUAGCUAUUUCAUUCAUAUGGUAUAUAUUUGAUUUAUUUAUUAAAUCUGUUUUGUACUUUUUUGUUCAGUGACAAUUUUUUGGCCUCAUACUGUUAUUGUUAUGCUGAGAUUUUCUCUGUCUUCCUUAUAACAGUUUGUAUCUGUACCAUGCAGAUAAAGGUUAUGUCUGUCAUACAAUUGUUGUAGCCUGUUGCAUUCAUUUGACCUCAUCUACUGAUUUUGAUGCUUUAAAGAGGAAAAAAAGAUAAUGAACUAUGCUUUUGGUGCAUUCUUGUUUUCUAAUUAGGCUCCAGCAAUUGUAUGGUCAUAGGACUGCAUAUGUGUGCAUUGUGUUUUAUUAAAUCUGCAUUUCAUGUGACUGUAUGAUAACGCCUUCCUUUAUUGUCUGUGGCUUGAAUAUAUGUGGCUAAACUCUGAAA
Nothobranchius furzeri (turquoise killifish) is the source of this 2974-nucleotide messenger RNA. The record is from RefSeq and is a predicted model, not a curated record. NCBI's taxonomy places the organism in Eukaryota, Metazoa, Chordata, Actinopteri, Cyprinodontiformes, Nothobranchiidae.